Acanthosepion pharaonis is the source of this 2337-nucleotide messenger RNA. The record is from the annotation of a GenBank genome assembly. NCBI's taxonomy places the organism in Eukaryota, Metazoa, Mollusca, Cephalopoda, Sepiida, Sepiidae.
AUGAGUUUUUUCUAUUCAUCGGAAAGCGACUGCACCAUGAAAAUUGAUGAGAAAUCUAAAUGGUUGGAUGCCCACCAUGACAAUUUAGCCUCACUGUACACCUUCACCCAAUGUAUUGCUUUAUCAGACAUUCACGCUGAUGGGAACUGGAAACUGGUGAUUGGAGAUUUGGGAACAGAUAACUUCUCAAGCAAGCUGAAAGUUUUCCAGGGGGUGAAUUUGAUGCAUGAAAGCUCUCUACAGGAUCUUCCUAAUGGAGUCAUUUCCUUUUAUAUGGACACACAUGAACCACGAACACCAGCCAUUGCUGUGUGUUCUGGCCCUUUUAUUUAUGUGUACAAGAAUCUGCGACCUUAUUACAAGUUUUCAAUGCCAACCCUAGAGAUCAAUGUAACUGAACAGGAGUUGUGGGCACAGGUGAAAGAUGGGAAAAUUAACUCUUUCACUUUGCGAGAAUCGCUCCAGGGCUUAAAAUUACUAACUAAAGUACUUAUUUACACUUCAAGACCUGAAUCACUGCUGAUUAUAAUGACUCUUUUAUUUCCUUGUAUUUACAUUUUGAAUUUAUUUCUUCCUCCUUUUCUAUUUCCUCGUUUCUUUCUUCCUCUUUUUUCUAUUUCUUUUUUUCCUUCCUCUUUUUCUAUUUCCUCUUUUCCUUCUUCCUCUUUUUCUAUUUCCUCUUUUCCUUCUUCCUCUUUUUCUAUUUCCUCUUUUUCUUCUUCCUCUUUUUUCUAUUUCCUCUUUUCCUUCUUCCUCUUUUCUCUAUUUCCUCUUUUCCUUCUUCUUUUUCUAUUUCCUCUUUUCCUUCUUCUUUUUCUAUUUCCUCUUUUCCUUCUUCCUCUUUUCUCUUUCCUCUUUUCUCUUUCCUCUUUUCUCUAUUUCCUCUUUUCCUUCUUCUUUUUUCUAUUUCUUCUUUUCCUACUUCUUUUUCUAUUUCCUCUUUUCCUUCUUCCUCUUUUUUCUAUUUCCUCUUUUCCGUCUUCCUCUUUUUUCUAUUUCCUCUUUUCCUUCUUCCUCUUUCCCUUUAAAAAUGAAGGAGUUCAAUUGACUGUCCGUUCUUUCAAGAUUACUCAGGUCAAUCCUUCUGAGACAGCGUUGCUUGAUGCCUAUGUGGAAACAUUCAAAGAUUUUCCUUUGAAAAAACAGCCAGUUAUUACAUGCAUGGGAACGCUGAAGAAGUCUUCAACAGAUGAUGACGCUAUCAGCUGCCUUAUUAUUGGCACAGAGAACUGUUGUAUCUAUGUACUGGAUUCAGCUGCAUUCACAGUUCUAAAAACAAUGACUCUACCAAGUGUUCCUGUAUUCAUAAACGUUUCAGGAAUGUAUGAUGUCGAGUACAGAAUCAUUGCUACUUGCAGAGAUGGAAAAAUCUACACCUUCAAAAGAGUGAACACCACACCAAAACAUUGCAUUGAACUGAGUUCACAGCCUGUGGGUCUAGUACGCAUUAACAAAACUAUUGUGGUUGGAUGUAUGGACGAAACGCUGCAGUGUGUCUCAGAUAAGGGAAAACGAUUAUGGAGUAUUAAAUUACCAGCCAGCAUCAUGAGCAUGGAGCUGCUUGACUACACAGCUAAAGGGAUAUCAGCCAUACUUGUGGCUCUCAGUGAUUCAACAGUACACAUGUAUCAAGAUAAACAUCUGGUGGAUAUCAUCCAAACACCAGAUGUCAUUAAUGCUCUCAAGUUUGGUAGAUUUGGCCGAGAAGAAGGUAAUCUCAUCUUAACAACAAGAGGAGGUGGGCUGAUUGUGAAGAUUUUGAGGAGACAUGCUGAUUUUGAAAUUAAGGACAUCUCAUUGGGUCCUCCAGCUUCACAGAAUACCAAACUGAACAUCCCCAAAAAAACCAAGCUGUUUGUGAGUCAGUCAGUUAGAGAAAGGGAGAAUCCUGUUGCAAUGUUUCGGACUUUCCAACGGGACUUAAGUUUAUUCCGGCUGAACACCGCACGACAAUUUGCCCAGAUCCUUGAAAACAAUAGCAGUCCAAUAUCGUCAGAUCCCAAGGAACCGUUAAAAAUUUCUGCACUGGUACAAGGAAUUGGACCUAUUUUUAAACUGAUGGUGACAAUCCAGAACACCUCCCUGAUUAAUCCAUCCAUGAAUUUGUUCAUUAUAUUUGAAUUUAACAAUAAGCUUUAUUCUGUGAGGAAACCACGUAUUCCUAUACCAUUUUUGGUCCCAGGACUUAAUUACGUCUUUGAUACUUUAGUUGAGUGUAAAACAGACAAAGGAAUCUCUGAUGAUAUUAAGGUCCUGGUUUUUCGAGAGGGUCAAUUCUGUCCCCUGCUGACUGCUGUUAUCAGUAUGCCAGUGAGUGAAAUAUUUGUGAAGGAGUGA